This is a messenger RNA of Musa acuminata subsp. malaccensis (wild Malaysian banana), 1615 nucleotides long. Its product is annotated as trihelix transcription factor ENAP2. Gene Ontology annotation, molecular function: transcription cis-regulatory region binding. The record is from RefSeq and is a predicted model, not a curated record. Lineage: Eukaryota; Viridiplantae; Streptophyta; Magnoliopsida; Zingiberales; Musaceae. Gene Ontology annotation, cellular component: nucleus.
UCCCCCCUUCUUUCUCCCUCUUCCCUCUCUCUCUCUCCACCUUUCCCCUACUCUCCCUCUCUCCUCUGAAGAGUGGUAUUGUAGAGAUCAAACGGACGCCGAUCUCUCUUCCAGAUAAGUGCCAGUUUUGAUCUUCGACUAGUGAUGUAAUCUUGUCUUCUAUGGCUAUUCCUAUGUUUUAGUUCCUUUUCCUGUGUAAAGUUUCCUUUUUUGUGGAGAAACUAUCAAUUCUCUAGUUGUUACCAUCCAAAUUACUGCUUUAGAAUCCCCCAAAGAUGGAAUUUUUCUGCUCGAAACACCAAAUUUCGUGUCAAUUUGUGGCCAAACCAUGAAAGAUGGGAUCUUUUGUAGAGUGAUCCUUUGUUCCGCACCUUCCGGGGGUCUAAUUCGCUUCUUAGGGUCCCCAUGGAUGGUGCCCAUCCCCCGACCUGCCGGGACCUGGCACCGGCGCCGGCACUGAAGUCCCCGGACAAGGGGAAGAGGGACGAGUGGAGCGAGGGGGGCGUCCGCUGCCUGUUGGAGGUCUACGAGUCCAAGUGGGUACUCCGGAACCGGGCCAAGCUGAAGGGGAGCGACUGGGAGGAGAUCGCCCACCAUGUGUCCGUCCGGUGCUCCGGACCUAAAGCUCUCAAGACCCCGACUCAGUGCAAGAACAAGAUCGAGGCGAUGAAGAAGCGGUACCGCUCGGAAUCGGCGGCGCAUGACCCCAGCUCCGGGUCCCCGUGGCAGUUCUACGCCAGCAUGGAUGCCUUGCUCAAAGGCACCGGGAAUUGCGCGGCUCACCCGAAACCCAAUCAUGACGCCGAUCUCCCACCUUUGCCGAAGGCGGAGAUGGAGGUCGAAGCUGACGGCCACCUGCACGAUAGCAAUCAUGACGAUGGGUCCAAUACAGUGCCCAUGGACAUCAACAUCAAUGGUGACAAUAACAAUGAGACUAAGAUGGAGAACAGGGGAACAGAUAGCCACCUGAGCGCCCCAAGAAGCAAGGAAGCUGCUUCUGAUGACGGUGCCAGAGAUCCCAACAGUUCGUCCAAGCGGAGGAGAAUCCUGGGGAGCGAGGUGGCGGAGAGCAUCAGGUUGCUGGCUCAGUCCAUGUUGCAGGUAGAGCGGGCGCGGCUGGAGAUGUACAAGGACUCCGAGAGGAUGAGAGCAGAGGCAGAGAUCAAGCGGGGGGAGAUGGAGCUCAAGAGGACGGAGAUCAUAGCAAAAACUCAGUUGCAGAUCGCUAAGCUGUUCAUCGAGGGAAUGCGUAGGAGCAGCAAGAGCAGCAAUCCAUCGUCAAGGACUGAGCUUGACAUGCUACCUGAAAUGGAUGGAGAGGGUGAUUAGCUGCAUGAAGGGGAUAAGCUUUGAAGCAAAACAUUGAAAUGCAAGGAUUGUGUCUGCAACUUCUAGAUGUAUGUAUGAUUCAGUGUGUACUAUGGGAGAGAUGUUAAUAAACCCAAGAAACUGAGAUUAGAGGGCAGUUGCCUGCCUGUGAAAGGGAUUCCAGGUAAAAUUGUUAUCAACUGAUUGAUAAGCUUCCAGUUGCUGAGAAAUUGAGCUCUCAAAGAUGUGGAUGCUUGGACUUCAUUGUUUGUUGUCAUCAAUAAUUGCUAAGACUUCUCUAUGCUCA